AUGUCCCACUCAGCCUUGGCCAAUUCAUCCUUACCUACGUACGACAAGGAGAAGAAACAUCGGCGGAUCAGCCGCCUGCUCGGGAAGCGAGAGAAGACUCCGGAGCCACAGCCAGACCUCGGACCUGAUUCAGCAUAUGCAUCAAGCGGUGCCAACAGCGCAGAUGGUGCUCAGGGACGAACCACUCCCGAAAGAGAGAGAUACCAAAAUGAAAUAAUAUCCGCGGAGAAGGAUAGCGAGAUAGCCAACAUCGACCAGGACAGGAACCUCGCGUUGAAGCCUUCGACUGGGGAGGUCUUCGAUGAAGACACGGGAGAAGUGGUUACCGUAGUGACAACGACCACAACUACCACAACUACCACAACUACUAGAGGGGGGAAGAAACACCAGGACAUCCAAAAGGACGUCAAGCGCGAAGUGCAAUCUAGUCCAGGUCAGCAACCUCAACUGCUAGAAAUGCCCGCAGGAUCCACAACCCCGGAGCCCUCUAAUCAACCAACCAUGGCCUCUACUAGUACGGCCCAACAAGGAAGGCCACCUGUGGUGGCUAGUGGAGGAUUGCUUGCGGCUGACUCUCCUCCAAUACCAGCCAAAAGUGCAAUGAGGAGAUCUGGUGACUCCUCCCGGGACGGAUACCCUGUGGACAAUGGUCCUGUGAGCCCCGUUGACCCUCCUUUUAUAAGACGCAAUAGUGGGACACCACCCGCUAGUCCGUCGAGGCAUAACUUCAGCUAUCCAACUCGUUCCUCCCUCAAAACAGCUGAUCAGCCAAUGCGACACAAUCAAAGCACGAUUAACGAUCUGCGAGCAGCAGCCAAGGGACUGCACGGCGUCGGAGAGACUCUCCGAGGCACCUUUAACUCAAAAAUCGACCGUCGCUUUCCAUCGAAAAAUCCCGAAAAAGCAGCUCGCAUCAACGCCGAGAACGAACAAAUCCUAGAAAAGGGUCGCGCCGAAAUGGAAGGUAUCCCAGGUGGUUGGCCAGCACAUGAAGCGCCUCCGGCUGGAUACCAUGAUCCCAUUCCCGCCACUGAGCCGGAGGUGGUGGCGGCCCCAGUGAUAGGGCACGAGCGUUAUGCGGAAGAAAAACCGGGAAGUUUGAAGAAGUUGUUCAAGCGGAAACCGGUCGCUGAACAAGGUAUGGCAAGAUGA
Messenger RNA from Cladophialophora psammophila CBS 110553, 1152 nucleotides. RefSeq lists its product as uncharacterized. The record is from RefSeq and is a predicted model, not a curated record. The coding region runs from base 1 to 1152 and encodes 383 amino acids. Lineage: Eukaryota; Fungi; Ascomycota; Eurotiomycetes; Chaetothyriales; Herpotrichiellaceae. The transcript is spliced from 3 exons.